Diplodia corticola is the source of this 1950-nucleotide messenger RNA. RefSeq names its product atp-dependent dna helicase ii subunit 1. Gene Ontology annotation, cellular component: nucleus; Ku70:Ku80 complex. Gene Ontology annotation, biological process: telomere maintenance; double-strand break repair via nonhomologous end joining; cellular response to X-ray. The record is from RefSeq and is a predicted model, not a curated record. The transcript has 4 exons. NCBI's taxonomy places the organism in Eukaryota, Fungi, Ascomycota, Dothideomycetes, Botryosphaeriales, Botryosphaeriaceae. Gene Ontology annotation, molecular function: damaged DNA binding; telomeric repeat DNA binding; DNA helicase activity. Bases 1 to 1950 code for a protein of 649 amino acids.
AUGGCCAAUCCACCCGAGCGCUAUAACCGGGAGGAAGAUGAGGAGGAUGAGGAGGAGACGCUUGACGAGACCGGCUACAAGACGGUCAAGGACGCGGUGCUCUUCGCCAUCGAUGUGAGCCAUUCGAUGCUGAAGACGCCUCCUCAAUCAGACUCGAAGAAAGCCGACCGCGAUUCUCCUACGUCCGCGGCCUUGAAAUGCGCCUACCAACUCAUGCAGCAGCGCAUCAUCUCGCACCCAAACGACAUGAUGGGUGUCUUGCUCUUCGGCACCGAACAGUCAAGAUUCCAGGAUGAGACUUCAGGCGCCCGCGGAGCCCUGCAAUAUCCGCACUGCUAUCUCCUGACCCAUCUCGACGUCCCGGCUGCUGGCGAUGUGAAGCGCUUGCGCAACCUCGUAGAGGACGAGGACGAGGCCAGCAAAUUGCUCGUGCCGUCCGAGGAGCCCGUGUCCAUGGCCAAUGUGCUCUUUUGUGCGAACCAGAUAUUCACCACAAAAGCGCCCAAUCUCACCUCAAGGCGACUGUUCCUUGUCACAGAUAACGACAACCCGCAUCCCGACAGUAAGAGCCUCAGGCAAGCUGCAGCCGUGCGUGCAAAGGAUCUGUACGAUCUCGGAGUCAUAAUCGAGCUCUUUCCCAUCGCACAUCCAGAUCAUGGCUUCGACCGGGCAAAGUUCUACGAUGACAUUGUCUACCGUCAAUCUCUUACCGAUCCCGAGGCUCCCGCACCAAUCACCGAAGUCGCUCAGACCGCUGAAAGGGGCGACGGCAUCAGCCUUCUCCAGUCGCUCAUCUCGAGCAUCAAUUCCAAAGCCGCUCCGCGCCGUGCCCUGUUCUCCCUACCCUUCGAGAUCGGCCCAGGAUUGAAGAUUGGCGUCAAGGGAUACAUUCUGAUCAAGCGCCAGGACAAGGUUCGAAGCUGCUAUGUCUGGAUGAACGGCGAGAAACCGCAGAUAGCCGUUGGCUCAUCAACCAAGAUUGCCGAGGACACAGCACGUGAGGUUCAGAAGACCGAGAUAAGGAAAGCGUACAAAUUCGGCGGGGAGACUGUUUCGUUUACCGAGGACGAGACCAAGGCUAUUCGCUAUUUUGGUGACCCCGUCAUCCGCAUCAUUGGCUUCAAGCCUCUAUCCAUGCUCCCGGAGUGGGCCAACAUGCGCUCUCCGAUGUUCAUUUACCCUACCGAGGCUGACUUUGUCGGCUCCACGCGCGUGUUUUCUGCAUUGCAUCAGAACAUGCUACAGAAGGGAAAGAUGGCUAUAGUAUGGUUCGUCCCGCGUCGGAACGCCGUUCCUACCCUCGCAGCUGUCCUUCCCGGCCAGGAAAAGCUUGGUGAACGCAACGAACAGGUCAGACCACCCGGUCUGUGGGUCAUCCCGUUGCCCUUUGUCGACGACAUUCGUGAGAACCCAGAGACGCCCCUGGUCAGGGCAUCUGACAAUCUGACGGACAUUAUGCGCGAGAUCGUUCAGAACUUGACCCUUCCAAAAGGCGAGUAUGAACCCAGCAGGUAUCCAAAUCCGGCGCUUCAAUGGUUCUACCGCAUCCUUCAGGCCAUUGCUUUAGAAGAUGAACUCCCUGAGAAGCCUGAGGAUAAGACCGUCCCCAAAUAUCGGCAGAUCGACAAGCGGGUCGGCGACAAGGUCACCGAGUGGGGCCAGGCCUUGGAAGAGGAAUUCCGCAACUGGGCUCAAUCAUCCAGGAAACGUCAACCGGAAGUAGAGUCGAAGCCAUUGCCCAAGAGGCAGAAGACCGAGUCUGGAGCCGUACCGUCGAAGACAUCGGACACGAUGAGUGACGCCGAAAUGAAGUCGCGGUAUGCAAAUGGGACCAUCUCAAAGCUCACGGUGCCGGUCCUGAAAGACUGGGCGCACAGCAGACACAUUUCUGUGGCGGGUAAAAAAGCUGAUGUUGUGGAGAGGAUAGAGGAGUAUUUUGAGAAUAAGUGA